Lottia gigantea (owl limpet) is the source of this 1425-nucleotide messenger RNA. RefSeq lists its product as hypothetical. Gene Ontology annotation, cellular component: mitochondrion. The transcript is spliced from 6 exons. The coding region runs from base 42 to 791 and encodes 249 amino acids. The record is from RefSeq and is a predicted model, not a curated record. Gene Ontology annotation, biological process: cobalamin metabolic process. Lineage: Eukaryota; Metazoa; Mollusca; Gastropoda; Lottiidae.
AGCUAUGAUAUUGAUUAAGAGUCUGAUUUUGUUACAUAUUCAUGGCUUCAAAGGUAGAUGGAAAAACAGUAUGGCCAGAUAACAAUUUAGGUCCCUUAGGACCAAGAGAUAGACGAUUUCCACUACCUGGCUCUGUUGGAGUUUCUCCAGAAAUUCUCCCUUCAAAAACACCUAUUUCUCCUGAGGUACCCAAGAUUGAACCUUCAACUCUUUCAGAUCGUCAUGAAGCUGUCAGUAGUCAGAUGAUGGAGCAUGCUUUUGGUACAGAAGGAGAUGUUCAUGAAUGUACCAUGCCAACAGCCACUGAUAUGUUAGAAUGUGUGGCUUUUGAUUGUCCCAAAACAUUAGUUCGAGAUUUUUAUGAGUUAUUCCCAGUAUAUGAGAGAAGGGAUGGUGCUAUCACUGUGAUAACUAUUAGUCAGAAAACAGUCAAUGAAAUGAGUACGUGGUCAGAAGCUGUAGAAACUGAACGUGAAGAACUUCUCAAAACUUAUAUUCAGGGUGCUUGUGAACUUUGUGCUGUAUUACAACAAGCUGGUUUUUGGGCAGAUUUUAUUGAUCCAAGUUGUGGCAAGCCAUUUCUUGGACCUUCUACCAACUUCUCACUUCAAGAAACAGAUGAACGUUAUCGUAGCUUAGGCUUUCAUAUUGAUGAUUUGGGUUGUUGUAAGGUUAUCCGUCAUCACUUGUGGGGAACACAUGCUUAUGUUGGCUGUUUAUUUACCAAUGCUCCCAUGGAUCACCCAGUGAUUAUGACUAUGAAAAAAGACUAUGUGGAGCCAAAGCACUAAAUGCCAAUAGACAAUAGUAUUGAUGGGAUUGGUCGUUGAUUAUGAUUUCUUUGAAACAUCUUGCUGUAUUGUCCUAUAUUUAUAUAUAUUUAGAUGUAACAAUUUACAAUGUUAGAUCAAACAGCAAUUUAUGUUUAAAAUGUGGUGCGAAAGAAAAAAAUUUUGAUCAAUUGAAGAAUAGAAAUUUCAUUUUGAAUAGUGCUACAGAUAAAUGUGCCCUAGACAACUUUAUUACUUGUUGAAUUAUAUCAGAAUGAUAAAUAAUGAAUGCAAUAUGAAUGUGUUCGUAUUUUUGCCUAGAAGAAAAUGACAAGUUGUCAUGUUCUUUUUUUCAUCUUGGAAGUGGAUCACAAAACUGUUAAUUCUUUUGAUGAAAUGUUGCAUUUGAUUGGACACAGUUUACUUUGCAUAGUUCUAAGUAAAUUUAUAAAUUCUAUUUUAUACUCUCAAAGCAUAGUUAUGGUAAAAAAGGCAUUGAAAAUCAAGAAAAUUUCAUGUAGUUUUCAAGUUAUUUAUGGUUUUUUGUUUACCUCAUCACAAGAAACUUUUGAAGUAUAAAACUGCAGAAACACUAAGUAUUUUGUACUAUAUAAUUUAUUUGCUGGCCUUAAUCUGUAAAAGAAUUUUAUGUUUU